Messenger RNA from Lytechinus variegatus (green sea urchin), 723 nucleotides. RefSeq lists its product as uncharacterized. Lineage: Eukaryota; Metazoa; Echinodermata; Echinoidea; Temnopleuroida; Toxopneustidae. The record is from RefSeq and is a predicted model, not a curated record. The transcript is spliced from 3 exons. Bases 1 to 723 code for a protein of 240 amino acids.
AUGUCACCGAUCACCACUCUACUUCUAUGCCUGAGCCUUGGCCUCAUCUCCCUGGUCCAAGGCUACCCUAAUGAUUUCGAUGAAGCUGAAGGCGUCGCCGAUCUCAUGGGCGACGACGAGCUCGAAGGACUAGAUGAGAUGCCGAUGAUGGCGGCCGGUGCGACCGGGGAAGGAGAGGGGGGCGGUGAAGGACUCAGCGCCCAGGACCAACUCUUAGCUUUCUACGAACGAGACAGGAGAGAGGCGAAUUUGAAUAAGAGAUAUGACGGCAUCAGCAAUUUAGAUCGCUCAAUCACAGACUACUCAUCAACCCUGCUAUGUAGAGUCGGAGACUUUUGCAAGAAACAGUUCGAAAACACAUUCAACUGCAAGUGCAACCAACGUACUUACUGCGUCGCACGCGGAAGGAAUUACAAUGCACAAUGCAGCAUCAGCUAUUUCGGACGACUUGUCUUCUACCAGCCCAACCCGACCAACGGCGAACCGCUCAGCAUCAAACUAACCAACAAUCCGAUUACCAACAAACCGACCAACAGCGAUUCGAUUACCAAUAAACCGACCAACAGCAAUCCGAUUACCAACAAACCGACCAACGGCGAACCGAUUAACAACAAACCGACCAACAGCAAUCCGAUUACCAACAAACCGACCAACAGCAAUCCGAUAAACAACAAACCGACAAACGGCAAACCAAUCAACGGUAAAGCAACUAACAACAAGUAA